AUGUCGUCACAAUACAAGAUAUCACAAAUUGUGGGAAAGAAAUACUUUACGUCAACUCCUACGAGCGAAUGGUCAUAUUCUGGGUAUCUCGAGGCCGUGGAACCUCACAUUAAUAUCAGCACCAAACUGAGUGCAUUAAAAUCUUUAUGGAAGAAACGAUUUAACGAACAUUUAAAUGAAAUCGCAAAAGGUCGUUCGGAUAAAAAAAAAGAUUCAAAUGCCACUGAAUUCUGGGAUCAAUUUGAAAAGAAACGAACUUUAAAAAAACAACAGUAUGAUACAAAUGUCGACAUACAAGUAAAUACUCUAAAAGUGAUGAGCACUGCUUCAUCGUAUCAGAAGGAUGAAUUAUCCAAGCAAAUGGAAAUUCCAGGUGACAACAAAAAUCUGCCAAUCGAAUCUAAUAUGAUAUUGCAAGAAUAG
Molecule: messenger RNA, 423 nt
Organism: Dentiscutata erythropus
Lineage: Eukaryota; Fungi; Glomeromycota; Glomeromycetes; Diversisporales; Gigasporaceae
Source: the annotation of a GenBank genome assembly